AUGAAAGGUAUUCUCGGCCUUUCUCUGCUGCCGUUGCUGACGGUUGCGUCACCGGUCAUCCCAAGCUCCAUCCACAAUGGAGCUGCCCCCAUCCUCUCUUCAACCAACGCAGACGAGAUCCCAGACUCCUAUAUCAUCGUCUUCAAGAAUCAUGUAGAUUCUGCAGCUGCAGCUGCUCAUCAGACCUGGGUGCAGGACAUCCACAUGCAGCACAAUGAGCUUCGGAAGCGGUCCCAGUUCCCCUUCGCCGGGGACCUCUUCUCCGGCCUCAAGCACUCCUUCGACAUUGCGGGGUCUUUCUUGGGCUACUCCGGCCACUUCGAUGAGAAUGUGAUUGAGGCCAUCCGCCGGCAUCCUGAUCUUAGCUUCUCUCCUACGCCGCCGGAUAGCCGACCCAUGAGUGACAUCAACCCGCCAACUAACCUAUCAAUCUCACAGGUUGAAUACAUCGAGAAAGACUCCAUUGUCCACACAAUGGGAGAUUCUCAAGUUGAGAAGAACGCCCCCUGGGGCCUGGCUCGUAUCUCUCACCGGGACUCCUUGAGCUUCGGCAGCUUUAACAAGUACCUCUAUGCCGCUGAUGGUGGUGAAGGCGUCGAUGUCUACGUUAUCGAUACCGGUACUUUCACUGAUCACGUUGACUUUGAGGGUCGUGCCUCAUGGGGUAAGACAAUUCCAGAUGGUGACGAGGAUGAAGAUGGCAAUGGGCACGGCACCCACUGCUCUGGAACCAUCGCUGGUAAGAAGUACGGUGUGGCUAAGAAGGCCAAUGUUUACGCUGUCAAGGUCUUGAGAUCCAACGGCUCUGGUAGCAUGUCUGAUGUCGUCUCUGGUGUUGAGUGGGCUGCCACCCAGCACAUCAAGAAGGCCAAGGAAGCCAAAGCCGGCAAAGCCAAGGGUUUCAAAGGAAGCGCUGCUAACAUGAGUCUCGGAGGCGGCAAGUCUGUCACUCUCGACAAGGCUGUCAAUGCUGCUGUGGAUGCUGGCAUUCACUUUGCCGUCGCUGCUGGUAACGACAAUGCUGACUCUUGCAACUAUUCUCCUGCUGCCGCCGAAAAGGCCGUCACUGUCGGAGCUUCGACUUUGGCUGAUGAACGCGCUUACUUCUCCAACUAUGGGAAGUGCAAUGACAUCUUUGCUCCUGGUCUCAACAUUCUUUCCACCUGGAUUGGCAGCAAGUAUGCUGUCAACACCAUCUCAGGCACCUCGAUGGCUUCUCCUCACGUUGCCGGUCUCUUGGCUUAUUUCCUCUCUCUUCAGCCAGCCAGUGAUUCUGCUUUCGCCGUUGCUGAAAUUACUCCCAAGAAACUAAAGGAAAACCUUAUUGCGAUUGGUACUCAAGGUGCUUUGACCGAUGUGCCAUCGGACACAACUAACAUUCUGGCCUGGAAUGGUGGUGGCAGUGCCAACUUUACCGAAAUUGUCACUAAGGGUGGCUACAAGGCCAAGACGGUUGGCGAACAGGUCGACGAGAUGAUCAUAAACGCACAGGAGCUUGCCAAUGAAGAACUUGGUGCCAUCUACAGUCACAUCAAAGAUGCCAUUGUUGCCUAA
Molecule: messenger RNA, 1554 nt
Organism: Talaromyces proteolyticus
Lineage: Eukaryota; Fungi; Ascomycota; Eurotiomycetes; Eurotiales; Trichocomaceae
Product: autophagic serine protease Alp2
Exons: 3
Coding region: 1-1554 (517 amino acids)
Biological process (GO): proteolysis
Molecular function (GO): serine-type endopeptidase activity
Source: RefSeq, a predicted model, not a curated record